Messenger RNA from Brassica rapa (field mustard), 5838 nucleotides. Its product is annotated as receptor-like protein 48. The record is from RefSeq and is a predicted model, not a curated record. Gene Ontology annotation, molecular function: protein binding. Lineage: Eukaryota; Viridiplantae; Streptophyta; Magnoliopsida; Brassicales; Brassicaceae.
CGCCAAAACCGAAAAUUUGUAUUUUCCCGCCAAAACCGAAAAAUCUCGUUUUUCCGCCAUAACCAAAAAAUCUUAUUUUCCCGCCAAAACUGAAAAUUGUGUUUUCUCGCUACAACCGAAAAAAUCUUUUUUUUUCCCCGCCCAAAACGCAAAAAAAAAACUCGUUAAUUUUGUAGUAAUUCUAAUAUAAAUAUAUUAAACUAAAUAAUUAAAUGUAAUAUAGUUAAAAUUAAUAUAAAACAUAUGAUUAAACUAACACAAAGGUAUUUUGGUAAUUUGUUUACUAAACUCAUUUGAAUGAAAAUGAAAAUGAAAAUAAAGAAACAAACAUAAGAUCUAUUUAGAUGAUUCAUCUAGAUGAGCUAUGUGGAUGGACAAACAAACAAUCACAAAAAUCUGAAUGGAUCAUCUUAAUAGAUCAUACAAAUGAAUCAUUUGGAUGAAGAUGACAAAUGGUGAAACAAACAUCCCCUUGAUCUAUCUCCAGAGCCGUCUAAUAGCACGUGCGUGCAUGUGGAGCGGUCGAACAGGGUCCGAAUAUAAAAAUAAAUUUUUUAAAGAAAUUUUCGACAAUAUAUACAUAAAUUAUAGUCUAAAACUUCAAAAUUUAAAUACAGUACUGACUAAUUUAGAGUUUAUAAUUUAUAAAAAAUGUUAAACAUAUAUAAAUAGAACUAUUAAUUUUUAAAGCUAUUUCAUUAUGCUUUAAAUAUAUCGUUAAUAUUUUUGAACAGGGUCCAAAAAAUAAUUGAGACGGCCCUGUCUAUCUCGAAAUGGAUUAUUUGGUAAUUAUAGACACAUGUUUGUUCUUUAACUAUUAUAUACAAUGGGCCUGCGCAUGUUAACUGUUUGGCCGAAAGGAGUGUGUAUGCAGAACUGAGGAAACUACUGUUUGACAUUUGACUCUGUUCGAGGUGUUAAAGUUAUAUAACAUAAUAUUGUGACUUCCCUUUUUCUGGUUGAUUAUGGAUUUUCCCUGAACAUUUUACGGAAUACCGGCGGCUUCGAAGAAAAUCUUCAGGCUACUUGUAUCGUCUGGGCAAUUUCUUAUUGUUACUUUUCGUGAGUGCUACCAUACUUUCUCUUAGUGGUACUUUUUCCAAGUGGAGACUACUUGGUCGAGCAUUCAUAUGGAAACUAAUAAUCUUAUUUUGCGGACAUAUCUUAUCUUGCUGGGCAUAUAAUUUUCAAUCUUCCAUUCUUUCACAGAAAACAAAAACAAAAAAAGAAAGAACAAAUAGACUUUAUGAUGCAUUCUUGUAUCCAAAGGAGGAGGAUGAUACGGAGCUUGUGUUUUAUCUUCUCUCUUUAUGCCUCCGUACUUGUUUUUGCUUCUCAUGCUGCGCACUUGUGCCGUCCAGACCAGAAAGAUGCUCUCUGGGAGUUCAAGAGCGAGUUCUACGUCGACGGGCUCCACUCUGAUGGUACGCCAGUUGAUAAGAAGACAGAGAGAUGGAAGAACAACAUUGAUUGCUGUUCUUGGGAUGGUAUCUCGUGUGAUCCUAAGACGGGUAAAGUCGUUGAGUUAGACCUCACGGACAGUUUUCUCAACGGCCCUCUGAGAUCUAAUAGUAGCCUCUUCAGACUACAACAUCUUCAUAUUCUGAAUCUUGGCUCCAAUAAUCUUUCAGGUAUUCUCCCAGAUUCCGUCAGCAACCUCAAAUAUUUGAGGGUUUUAAGUCUCGGUGGUUGCAGUUUCUAUGGACAGAUUCCUUCUUCACUCGGAAAUCUUUCUUAUCUCACUAAUCUUGAUCUUUCUCAUAAUGAAUUCAUCGGUGAACUACCUGAUUCAAUGGGUAACCUAAAGAAACUAACAGAUCUGGGACUUGACCAUAACAAGAUCAGUGGGAACUUUCCCCAUGUGCUACUCAAUAUGAGCGAGCUCACUCAGAUCGACAUUGGCUCUAACCAGUUCGAAGGUAUGCUCCCAUCUAACAUGAGUAGCCUCUCCAAACUGGUCUAUUUUGAUAUAAAUGAAAAUUCAUUUUAUGGAUCUAUUCCGCCAUCUCUCUUCAUGAUCCCUUCAUUGAUUCAACUUUACAUGGGAAGAAACAGCUUCAGUGGUCCUCUUGAGAUUGGGAAUAUCUCUUCACUAUCUCCACUUGGUUUUUUAGCACUUGGGGACAACAAUUUCAAUGGACCAAUCCCAAGAUUUAUAACAAAGCUAGUUGGGCUCUGGUACCUUGACCUCGCUUUAUGGAACACGGAGAAGGGAAAGGUUGAUUUCAGCAUCUUCUUGCACCUCGAGUCACUUACGUUCCUUGACCUCUCUUAUAUAAAUACAAGAAGCAGAGUUGACUUGAGUCUUUUCUCAGAUCUCAUGUCACUUGGUUAUCUGGAUCUUUCAGGGAUUAAUUUGAAGAUCAGUCCAACUCUCCACCUUCUCUCACCCAUAGAGAUCUUGACUUUAUCAUCUUGCAAUAUUGCUGAGUUUCCCAAAUUUCUAGAAACACAGACGAGUUUGUCAUAUUUAGACAUUUCUGCCAAUCAAAUCAAAGGUCAAGUACCAAAGUGGUUAUGGAGACUCCCGCUACUGAGGUAUGUAAACAUUUCUCAGAAUUCCUUCACUGGUUUUGAAGGAUCAGCGGACGUUAUUCAACGAAGUGAAAUUCUACUUCUUGAUAUAAGUUCAAACACAUUCCAAGGUCCAUUUCCUUUGUUACCAAACUCUACAAAGUUCUUUUUAGGCUCCAAUAAUCAUUUUUCAGGAGAGAUCCCUAAGACAAUAUGCAAGUUGGCUUCUCUUGAUACACUUGUUUUAUCUGAUAACAACUUCAAUGGUUCUAUUCCUCGGUGUUUUGAGAAUUUCAGUACCAAGCUUUCAGUCAUGCAUCUUCGGAACAACAGUCUAUCUGGUACUUUUCCGGAGGAAUCUAUCGGAGAUCACUUGAAAUCACUUGAUGUUGGUGACAACCGCUUAUCAGGAGUACUUCCCAAGUCUCUGAUCAACUGCACCCGCCUCGAGUUUCUGAAUGUGGAAAACAACAUGAUUAAUGACACGUUUCCAUUCUGGUUGAGACUUCUUACCAACCUACAAGUUCUUGUCCUUCGUUCUAACGAGUUCCAUGGGCCCAUAUCUUCUCCUGCAUUUUCUUUGAGUUUUCCCAAAUUGAGAAUCUUUGAUAUUUCGAAAAAUCGUUUCACUGGAGUUUUGCCAUCAUAUUACUUUGCUGGUUGGACUGCAAUGUCAUUGGUCAUAGACAUUGUAGAUAUUAUGCCGAGUAGGUUUGAGGGGCGUGACUCUGGGAACUUAUAUAACUCAGUGUCUAUGACGGCAAAAGGAUUGGUGAUGGAGCUGGUUGGUAGUGGUUUCACAAUCUACAAAACUAUUGAUGUCUCUGGAAACAAACUCCAAGGAGAUAUUCCCGAAUCCAUCAGUUUACUCAAGGAGCUUAUUGUGCUCAACAUGUCAAACAACGCUUUUACAGGCCACAUUUCACCAUCUUUGGAGAACUUGACCAAUCUACAAUCAUUGGAUCUUUCUCAAAACCGAUUGUCUGGAGAAAUCCCACCAGAGCUUGGAAAGCUUACAUUUCUAGCGAGAAUGAACUUCUCUUACAACAUGCUUGAAGGUCCAAUACCACAAGGCACUCAAAUUCAAAGCCAGAGUAGUUCUUCUUUCGCAGAGAAUCCGAGGCUCUGUGGUGUCCCUCUCCAAGAAACAUGCGGCAGAGGAGACGAUGCAACGACUCAAGAGAAAGAAGAUGAAGAUGGAGAAAAGGAUCAAGUCUUGAGCUGGAUUGCAGCUGCAAUAGGCUAUGUACCUGGUGUGUUUUGUGGAGUCGUCAUCGGCCAUAUUCUCAGUUCAUAUAAACGUGACUGGUUCAUGAAAAUCUUUCACUCUUUUGCUUAAUAUAAGCAUCAGUUGCAUGAUGAUAUCUACUUAUAUUAUAAUCAUGUCCAUGCCGCUUUUUUUAAUAAUAAUGUAAUGUCGCAAAGAAUUUGUUAUGCAAAGUUUUAUGGAGAAAGGGUUACAAUAGAUUGCUUGUUUUCAAAUAGCAUAAAAUCAUUUUCUUUCAUUAAGAGUUGUGUAUUAUCUAGGGGAAGACCGUCUCAGGGUACGUUUUCACACUUUUGCUUCUCUGAACGAAUCUUCUUUUUAAAAAUAAAUCGAAGUAUAUAUAUAUUGAUUAAAUUUUUUUUUAAUCACUUUUUGCUUCUCUUAACUAAUCUUCUUUUGCUUCACUUUUUCUGCUCAACUAGAAAAUUAUGCGUGGAUCUAUUAAUUAGGAUUGCACUAAGCUUGAAAGAUCACCAUCCUCUCUCUAUAUAUAUAUAUAUAUAUAUAUAUCUUUAUAUAUAAAAGAGGGUUUCUCUCAUUCCUAAGCCCUCCACGUAGGAAUCCACAUAGGAAACUCGCCCCAUACAGUCGUGACACGUGUCCAUCUACGACACUGCACUGCGUUUCAUUAAACUCUACCAUAAUGUGGGCCAAAAAUUAAGAUAAAUACAGGCCCAUCUCGCCUUUAAUCAGGAACACGACUUCUACGUGAUGAAUUCUAGGUUUCGUCUGGUUUUCCAAGGUCCGAAUCGUUCUACCAACAAUGGCGGCUCUAAGAUGGCGUGUGACUCGACGUUUUGAGAGAUCUCAAAUUCAAUGAAUCUUAUCCAUCUUCAAUCGGUGAUCCUCAACUAUAAAAAGGUUGUUUGUUGUUCAUCUACGGUGGAGGUGGCGCGACCGCGCCGAUUCUGGGAAGCAGGAAACGUGGUGGCGAGUUGAUGGGUUUAGACUCCUCCUCGACGCUAAGGUUGUUUCGUUCUUUGAACCAUAAUCAUAGUAAUUUUAAAACAAAUUCCGGCAUACAAACUCAAAAAAAUCUGCUAUUCUCACUAUAAAUAGUUGGUCCAGUCUUUCGGAUAUUGUUUCAGUUAUGUCUGUUGGUUUUUCAUCUUCCUAUUUACAUGUGUUUCAGGUGAUUAUAACACCAGCCACCGUGAAUGUCAACCGUCUGACCACUUUCAGAGAUCGCCUGAAGGCUGGAUCAAUUUUCUCUGCCACCGGAUUUGAUGUCACUCGGUGCAACAUAACUUCAGACUCCCAUGACUCUCCUCUAGCGAUUCGAUUCGUUGAUUCCACCGCUCUCGAUGAGUUAACCGAACUCAAGACCCCAAUUCCUGAAGAACGGCUCAGGUUCCGUGAUCACCGUGAGCUGCUUGGCCUAGCCAACACUAACACUCAUCUUCCAGGUAAAUCGUCUUACUAUCGGUUUCUCCUACUCAUUUCUCUAACCAGUGCACUGUUUAGAAAUUAUAUAAGAAGCUGCUGUAAACAUAUAGAGGGCUCAUGCCAAAGAAACUACCUCGCAUUUCCACGGUAGGUUCAUGUAAUCUACAUCUAAAGAGUUUGUUUUGUGUGUUUCUGAAGUGUGUUGUUUCAUAUUAGGAUUAUGAGCGACUAUAUUUUGAUUCAGCUGGCUGUGAUCAUUGAAAGGGAACAUAUGUUCAAACUUUGAUCCAACGAGUGUUGUUUUCAUUCAGUUGAUCAAAUAUAAGCUCUCAAUAAUGUUUUUAUUCUCGGGGUGUGAUGAUAACAGUAAGCAAACCAGAUUGAGGAGGUGGUGAAAUUGAUCAGCAAACCAGAUUGAGGAGUUAAAGACGCAAUCAUACCAAGCCAGUAUUAAAAGGUAACGUUCUGGUGAAAACAUUAAAAGAGCUUGGGAUUUUCUCUCUCGGAGAUGCAAUUGAUUGUUGCUGCACGCUACGCUUUGUAAAAGAAGACAUCUUUGUCAUGUGAUAACUAUCUUUGUCAAUUCGUUUUGUAAUUCUAUGCAUCGAUGGAUUGUUUCUUAACUUUUUAAUUCGCUUUUGUAUAAUUUUAUCAGACCAAGAUCUUGCUCA